This is a messenger RNA of Schistocerca cancellata (South American locust), 1887 nucleotides long. RefSeq names its product protein pygopus-like. The coding region runs from base 1 to 1887 and encodes 628 amino acids. The transcript is spliced from 5 exons. NCBI's taxonomy places the organism in Eukaryota, Metazoa, Arthropoda, Insecta, Orthoptera, Acrididae. The record is from RefSeq and is a predicted model, not a curated record.
AUGAGAGCAAAACUGGAUGAAAAAUUUGGUGUCGAUGGCCUUUUGAUAUCUGAAUCUGCCCCUGUAGACGAACAGUGGAGUGCAUACGCUGGCAGACUGCGUGGCUGUGCUUCAGAAGUCUUGGGAAAGCCUCAGAAGAAGCACCAGGACUGGUUUGACGACUCAGAUCCAGAGAUCAGAAAGCUAAUUUAUGAUUUCAGAACCUCUCUUCGCACCCCUGAUGAUAACAAGCGUAGAGCAGCGCAUUACAAUCUGAAAGUGAAGCGAGGCACGGUGCUGAUGCAGUCGAGGGCGGGCUUGCUGCAGCCCGUCAGACUGGAUCCAAAGAAGCAGCGAGACUUCGGAGCAACACCCACCAAGCCGCCACAGCUCUCCAGGACAGCCGAGAGCAGGCAGAUGGCUCCACCGAGGCGGAUGGCGGAGCAGCAACUGGUGGGUGACCCAGGCCUUCAGGCUGGGGACAGGCCGCAGCCGCGCAGGGCCCCGCCGCAGGACAAGAGACAGAUCCAGAAGGAACUCCAGGAAGCGCAGAGGCCCGAACUGGGUGGAGCGGGCGGCAUGGGACGUGCGCGGGGGGUCCCGCAACGGCCGGCUUUCGUGCCCAUAGGUCGCCACCCGGCGGAGAUGGCUCGCCUGUCCCAGGGUCAGGGGCCGCCAGGUCCGUUCAUGCUCCCGCCUCACCUCCACGGUGGGUACUUUUUUCCCGGCCCGCCAAAGCACUUCAGCAGUAAGAGCAGCGAACCACCAGACAAGAUGCGGCAGGGCGCCCCAACUCCGCACGGGCCGCGGAGAGCCGUCGGUGCGAUGGCUCAUCUCGUCACGCCUGUGAAAGUCAGCUCGGGCCCAACUGGCAUUUCACCGAGGGACGUCCACAUGCAUUCACCGAGAACUCACGCAAAUUCGCCACCCGUCACACCUCGAGGCUUCAAAGAAGAGAACACGUCACCGAGAUUCUCUUCGGACGCCGAGAAAACGCCCCGCGCCCCUGUCGGGAAGCAGGAAGGAGGCGGGAAAGCGAGCCCGCGUGUUUCAGCAGAGGUGCCGAACGCGAAUUCUCCCAGAAGGACAUUAGCACAAGGAGACGCAGCGGCACCAAUCGAACGCGGGAGAGGUAUGCCGAAAGACCAAAGUGACGAGAGAUUACUAAGGAACCUGAACCUCAAAGUGGCAGAAACCAAAAGUGGAAAGAUGCCGGAUAGGGGAAAGUUUCAAACCAGCACUGGUGCGCCAGUAUUAGAACUGAACAAGACUAUGAACGAUGUGACGUCUGGCCGGGGACGUGGCAACCCUGCAGACCUGAUGCAGCACAGGAAUCCGUAUAUGGCAGGAGGCGGGGCUAUCUACCAGAUGGAGAGGAAGGCGCAGUUUGGUAGGGGUGGGGCGGUGGGACCUCCGUUUAGAGAUCCACAAGGUAUCGGCCUAGAGUCGUACGGUGCAAAGCCAGCGCAUUUUCACGGCCACAGUAUCCCAGGUCUACCACAGCAACAAAUGCCGACAAUGCCUUCAACAGGACUGGUACCAAUGUCUUCACCAAAGAUAAACACAACCAGGGCUGCAAUGGAUACCUCACGACUGGCCUCGCAGAAGAAGCCUCCUACACCUGUAGUGAAGAAGACAGACUCUCCACCAAAGUCGCCAGCGCUUUUCUCGCCGACGCUUCUCAUAGCGUCACCAGCGACUUCGCCAAUGAAUUCGCCGAGGCCAUCACUGAUGACAACGCGCAACACACCUUCAAAAAACGCUGUUUCAGGGAAAAUAAAAAAUGCUGUAAAAGCCUCUCCAGGAAACUCGCCGAAGUCACCAUCACCGAGGAACUCGCCGGCGAGGACAUACGUGGAGAUCUCCAAACUGCCAAAGAAAGACCUGCUGCGUCUCCCUCUGCUGUAG